AUGGAAGCCUUCGUUUUGACAAUGUUGACUCGUGUUGACAUGUCGUCGGCAGUGUCCAAGCUGUCCGGCGCUGAUUGCUGCUCACCACCCAGCCACCGUAUAAAUACCACACCCCACGACAACCCACCACCACCCACCACAAUCACCACCGCGAAGGACACUUUUCUCCUACGAUACACCGAACAUCUCUCUGACAACCAUCGUCCCCAAGGACGUCAACAACCUUAUUACAACUCAAAGCCGCAAUUUACACAAGUAAUCGACAUGGGCAAACGUAAGAGGUCGACUCGCAAACCUAACGUCUUCAAAAAGAAGGAGCCUCUCUCAACCACGUUUAUGUGCCUUUUCUGCAAUAACCAAGACACGGUUGCCUGCGUGCUCGAUAAAAAAGCCGGCAUUGGCAGCUUGUCAUGCAGAGCCUGUGGACAGAGAUUCAAGAUGAACAUUAAUUAUUUGUCGGCCCCGAUAGACGUAUACAGCGAAUGGGUUGACGCCUGCGAUGAAAUUGAAAACCCCAAAGUAAAGGCUCCCCGCCGUGUCUGUGGCAACAGUCGUGAUGUAGGAAGAGGUGCUCGAGAAGGAGUGGGCGGAGCCGCUAGAAACAAGAAUCCGCGAAAUCACGGUGAGCGCGAUGAACAAGCGGAUGAGGACAGCGAUGACAAUCAUGAGGGGUAUGGUGGGAAGGUUUAGGUUAUGGUUGACGAUUAUGAGGAGGAGUUUUAAAAGGUGCUACAGCACUAUGGCCACAGAAUUACCUUUGGGAUGAUGAAUGAAUGAGUUGGAUUUUAUCAAGUACAUGGCGAAGUUGAUGUUACCCUAGUCUUUAUUUUUGGUCUUUCCGCUUUUUUAUAUCGUUGUUGUAAACGCACAGUGGUGCGCUCUAGAUUCCUGUUAUAGAAAGGAUUUGGUUUCUAUUGAAUUCUAUCUUCGUUUA
Molecule: messenger RNA, 934 nt
Organism: Tuber melanosporum (Perigord truffle)
Lineage: Eukaryota; Fungi; Ascomycota; Pezizomycetes; Pezizales; Tuberaceae
Exons: 5
Coding region: 1-690 (229 amino acids)
Biological process (GO): transcription elongation by RNA polymerase II
Cellular component (GO): transcription elongation factor complex
Molecular function (GO): RNA polymerase II complex binding
Source: RefSeq, a predicted model, not a curated record